Molecule: messenger RNA, 1788 nt
Organism: Babesia bigemina
Lineage: Eukaryota; Apicomplexa; Aconoidasida; Piroplasmida; Babesiidae
Exons: 2
Coding region: 1-1788 (595 amino acids)
Biological process (GO): ubiquinone biosynthetic process
Molecular function (GO): 2-methoxy-6-polyprenyl-1,4-benzoquinol methyltransferase activity
Source: RefSeq, a predicted model, not a curated record
AUGCUUCGUCACGUGUUGACGCUGUCGUCCGCUCCGCUGAACUUGGCACGGGGAGCGCAUAACUCGCGCAGCUUCUCUUCUGCCGUCAACUUCGGCGCCUUCCACGCGAAAUGGUGGGACAUUGACGGUCCCAUGGCCGUGUUGCACGACUACAACUACGUGAGGGUGCCAUUCAUCGCGAAAUCGUACUCGUUGCUCGAAAACAGCAACGCCGCCGGGCCCACUCCGGAGCCCAAACUGCCAUCGGGAUUCCUCAGCGAACGUCUGUUCAAGCACGCUGAGGAGCGCUCUAAAAUACACCUGGAAACAGUGCUCGGAGGGUUGCGAGUACUCGACGUCGGCUGCGGCGGGGGGAUCCUGAGCGAGUCGUUGGCGAAAUCCGGGGCUCACGUGGUUGGCCUGGACCCCUCUAGGGAGCUGAUUCAGGUGGCCGAGCACCACCGAGAGCAGGACUUUGCGACAUUCAGCAAGCGAUUCGGGCUCCGUGACGACAGGUCUAAAAACGUGCAGUACCUUGCGUGGACUCUGGACGACUUCGCCAGCAGCGCCGAAGCUCGGAACUUCGACAUCGUCGUGGCGUCAGAGGUGCUGGAGCACGUGCCCAAUUCGUCGAAACCCUCAUUCGUCGAACAACUGAGUCGAGUGGCGCGACCAGGGGGGCUGGUAGUCAUCACCACGCCGGGACGCACAUUGAAGUCGUGCCUGGUCAACAUCGUGCUUGCAGAAAGGGUGUUCCAACGCGUGGCUCCGGGCACGCAUCAAUACGACCUCUUCAUAGCCCCCGAUAAGCUGCGCGAAAUCGCACGAGACCACGAUCUAACUGAGAUACACAGACAGGGUCUGUUCUACCUGCCAUUCAGCCGGCGCUUCAUCCACCUCUGCACGUGUGACUUCCUCUACAUGAUCGCAUUCCGGAAGCGGCCUGGUGAGCCCUUUGACCCGUGCCAUGACUCGAGGAUCGCCACCAACCCGGUAUGCCCAACUCCCAUCUCAGUGAUGCUAGCUCAGGAAUACUCCGAUUCUACGACUCCGCCAGAGCCACCGCGGUGCGCUGUGUGCUCGUCGCAGCUGACCUUCCUGAUCCAGCUGGGGACACCGUACAGGGACACCCACGUGCGUACUCUAUACGUGUACUUCUGCCCUGCGCAUUCGGAGCAGAGUGAGGGGUGGCGCGUAUUCAGGUACACCGUGGCCAAGCAAGUUGUGCAGGUGCAGAAACAGUCCGCCUUUGACGAGAUGAACUCGCUGUCGAGCUGGGUUGAUGACCUGCAGCUGUUUCCCACAGGUCCCGUGGGCGGCAAGCAGAAGAGCGCAUCGAGGGCGGCGCGAUCAGCUGACGACGAUAACGAAGCGUAUCGCGUAUUAGUGGAGGAGGAUUUUCUCACUCCCCUAAGUUUCCCGGUGGGCGGACCGGAGGCCUCGCGGCUGUUCGAGGCCUACAAGCAGCGCGACCCUGCCGACGUCGACGAGGAGGACCACAUGGACCUGGAUGCCAUCAGGCAGACUACCAGCGCAGUCGAUUCACAGGACCCCGACAGCGAAGCUUCGUCUGACGAAUCUGACGAGGUGCAAGCGGACCCGAUGCUGCUGGAAUUCCAGUAUUACGUCACCAUGCGCCCGCACGCGGUAGGUGGCCGCCGCGGCCAACGCGCUCACGAUUUCCCCAGGUGCUGCGCUACCAGUGGAACGGUAAACCGCUGCUGCUGCACGCGAGCUUCACGUUCAACCGGCGCUGCAACCGCUGCGGGGCGGAGUGCGCCUUCGAGUUCCAGCUGCUGCCCGCGCUAG